Brienomyrus brachyistius is the source of this 4479-nucleotide messenger RNA. RefSeq names its product Bardet-Biedl syndrome 12 (gene bbs12). Gene Ontology annotation, molecular function: ATP binding. The record is from RefSeq and is a predicted model, not a curated record. The coding region runs from base 1570 to 3588 and encodes 672 amino acids. Gene Ontology annotation, biological process: chaperone-mediated protein complex assembly; photoreceptor cell maintenance. The transcript has 2 exons. Lineage: Eukaryota; Metazoa; Chordata; Actinopteri; Osteoglossiformes; Mormyridae.
UCACAGGGCACAGGGCUGGAAUACGCCCUGGAUGGGAUGCCAGUCCAUCACGGGGCACAGGGCUGGGAUUCGCCCUGGAUGGGAUGCCAGUCGAUCACGGGGCACAGGGCUGGGAUGUGCCCUGGAUGGGAUGGCAGUCCAUCACGGGGCACAGGGCUGGGAUGCGCCCUGGAUGGGAUGCCAGUCCAUCACGGGGCACAGGGCUGGGAUGCGCCCUGGAUGGGAUGCCAGUCCAUCACGGGACACAGGGCUGGGAUGCGCCCUGGAUGGGAUGCCAGUCCAUCACGGGGCACAGGGCUGGGAUGCGCCCUGGAUGGGAUGCCAGUCCAUCACGGGACACAGGGCUGGGAUACGCCCUGGAUAGGAUUCGAGUCCAUCACAGGGCACAUACAUGUACGAACACAGUCUCUCCGUGGGACUUUCAGUUCACCCUAGUGCAUAAAUGACUGUUUUUAGUAUUCUGCCUGUAGGUGGCAUAAUGAUUAAAGAUAUGAAUGUUACAUUUAUACAGCGCUUUUCAAGACACCCAAAGCACUUUACAGGACUAAUGGGGAGCCAUUUCAACCCCCACCACCGUGUAGCCCCCACCUGGAUGAUGCGCCGGCAGCCAUUCAGUCUGGGCCAGUACGCUCUCCACACAGUAGCUAUGGUGGUGGUGAAUUCCAGUUGGAAUUCCUCAAAUAGAUACAGGGAUGAUUAGGAGGCCAUGGCAGUGGGCAUAAGGGCAUCACUGGAUCCCUUAGAGGCAGGACCUUGGUUUGAUGUCCCAUCCAAAGGACGGUACCAUUGUUACAUCACAGUGUCCCUGUCACUGCACUGGGGCAUUGGGAUCCACACAGACCACAGGAUGGACUAACCGGUUGGCCACAGUGUCCCUGUCACUGCACUGGGGCACUGGGAUCUACACAGACAACAGGAUGGACUAACCUGUUGGCCACAGUGUCCCUGUCACUGCACUGGGGCACUGGGAUCCACACAGACCACAGGAUGGACUAACCUGUUGGCCACAGUGUCCCUGUCACUGCACUGGGGCAUUGGGAUCCACACAGACCACAGUAUGGACUAACCUGUUGGCCACAGUGUCCUUGUCACUGCACUGGGGCACUGGGAUCUACACAGACCACAGGAUGGACUAACCGGUUGGCCACAGUGUCCCUGUCACUGCACUGGGGCACUGGGAUCCACACAGACCACAGGAUGGACUAACCGGUUGGCCACAGUGUCCCUGUCACUGCACUGGGGCACUGGGAUCCACACAGACCACAGGAUGGACUAACCGGUUGGCCACAGUGUCUCUGUCACUGCACUGGGGCACUGGGAUCCACACAGACCACAGGAUGGACUAACCGGUUGGCCACAGUGUCCCUGUCACUGCACUGGGGCACUGGGAUCCACACAGACCACAGGAUGGACUAACCGGUUGGCCACACCAACACCUCUUCCAGCAGUAACCCAGAUUUCCUAGUUGGUCUCCCAGCGAAGUACUGGCCUGGUCCAAACCUGCUUAGCUUAAGAUGGGCUGGACAACAGGUAGCAUGACUGCUGAUAACACAGUGCAGUGAGUGGACUAUGUCGGUGUAUGGGUGCAGGGUCGUCCGCCACCCACGCCAUGUGGGGCUGCAGCAGCUGGUGACGCUGGCAGCCUCUGCACGCUCCUUCCUAGGCCCUGAGAAAAGGUACAAGUUCGUGGUAGAUAAGGAUGACGGUGGGUCCACGCUGGCGUGCUCUCCCCUGCGGCUGCUGGAAAGCAUGGACACCGGCUGUGCAGUAGCGCAGCUGUUCCUGGAGACGGUGCAAGCCCAUCUGAAAAGCUUCCACACAGGGACAGCGACCCUGGCGUUUAUGGUGGGGGCAUGGAGCGCGGCAGCUCUGGAAUGCCUCCAUGAAGGUAUCCCUGUGCAUGAUGUUGUCUCGUCCAUGACGGAGGGCCUGGAAUUGUGCUCUGAGGCCUGUCAGAUGAGCUGUGUGCCCCUCAAGGAGGUCGUUCGCCCUGUUGGUUGUGGACCAAGAAGGCAGGAGAAUUCAACAGUUGCUUCUGACCAGUGUUCUGAAAGAGUAUCAAAUGGGUCACAGGACGUUUCUGUUGCUACUUGCUUUUCUCAUUUGUCAGCUGAAGGUGUAAGCCAGUCUAGGUGCCUGGCUGGGAGAUCUCGUCAAGAUAACAAGUUUCCCAUAAUGAUUAGACACAAUCUAAAACUGAGACACAGUAGACAUUUCAGUCAAAAAGAGGAGACCACUGGGGCAGAAGCGGGCUGCGAAAGGUCAAUUGAGUCAUCGUUCUUGCCUCGGCACAAUUUUGAAUACCGAGACAUUGCCUUCCUUGCAAAUACCGUCUGCCAUGGUAGUGAUAGCUUAAUGAAGUUAGUCACAGAGGCGAGCAGGAUUCAAACAGAGAACGCAAGAUGUGGAGAUUUUAGUAAAUGCGUGUUCGAUGUCAGUAAACUGGUCACAUGCUUGCUGCCUGGCUUCUCAGAGGAGUGCUCAUGUGUGGCAUCGGGAUUGGUCACCUUUAUGCCUGUGGAGCAGGCUUCCAUAAUCGAUCGCCUGAAGGAUCAGAAUCUCCAUGUCGCCCUCAUCAGCGGAGAUUUGAGUGAGAAGUACCGCCAUCUGGGCUACAACAAGCCCUCUGACAUCAGAAACAUCUGUGGAAGUUUGAACCCGAUGAAGCCAAGCAGGGGAGAUAAGUGGGUGGCUGAUGUUUCCGAAAUGCUGCUCCAGCUGAAGGUGAACGUGCUUCUGGUGAAUGGGGUCGUGUCUAAAGAUCUGGCCGAGGACUGCUUCCAGCACAGCGUCCUCAUCGUUGAGCGGGUGAGACCCGAAGUUUUGAAGGACUUCGCCAAAGCGACAGGAGCAAUACCAGUGACUUACGCAACGCAGUUGUGUGAGCUUUGUGUUGGUGGUGGCGUGCAGGUGACCUUCUGGGGCGGCCCAGAAGGUCAGAGAAGAUCAAAGAGACACAGGGCUGUGGGUGUGAGAAUCGGGGCAGUCGGAUCGGCGCUGGUCACAGUGGUCAUUGCGAGUGCCGUGCAGGCCAAGCUGCAAGCCUUGGAGGACUGCUUUUGGGGUUGCGCCUACCGGCUGCACCAUGCUCUCCUGGACAGGAAGCUCCUUUCGGGAGCUGGCGUAACUGAAAUGCUCUGCGUCAAACACCUCUUGGAAGCAGCAGAAGAUAAUGUCACGCAGGAGCGUAACAGCGGAAUGGGGUUCACAUGUGCUCCAAGGGGACACAGUCCCUACAGAUCAAGCGUGUUGCGACGCAUGUCUCGUGGCUGGGUGGAUUACGUUGCCAUGCUGAUGUUCAGCACAGGCGAGUGCCCUUCAGAGCUGGAAGCCUGUACCGUCCUUGGGCAGGAGCUGAGGCUCGAGGCUUCAAGGUCAACCCAGCUGAGUGGCUUCCAGGAGCAACCCUCAAGGCAGGGCGUAGGUGAUGGGCAAACCCCAGCCAUUUAUGACAACGUAACUGUAAAGCUGGAGGCCUGGAGGAGAGCACUGGGCUUGGUGCUAACAGUGCUUCAGACAGAUAUGGAGAUUAUCACUGGCAUCUCCACCACCGAUAUACAGGGGCUCGAGGAUUUUCUGCUGCUGUAAAGCUAAUAAAUAAAGCAUUUCAUGUAGUGAAUAUGUCAGAUAAAAAAAUAAAUAAAUCCCAACACCCAAAAAAUACAUUUUUCAUGGACAGGAUUUGACAUUUGACAUUAAAUGCCAGCUAAAAGUAUUCAUGAUUUGUAUUGGUUUUGAAUUGAAACGUAUUAAUUGUAGAAAGACAGACAGGUUGACAGUCACCAAAUUAAUGAAACCAGUUCCUGAUUAUUUUAUUAAAUUCCUUUGAAUUAGGAAAUGGAAUUAGGACUUCCUUGUCACGUUGGCUUUCCCUAUUUCCGUAAUUUCACUUUGGAAUCUUUUUGGCCAAUAGAGGGAGACAAAGUUGUGGUUUUGAGCGGAGCAGCUAACAUAAGCAGAACGCAAACACAUAAGUUGUAGACCAGUAACACCGAAUAAUGAUUACAACCUGGAGAUGCUGUUGAAUCACUCAGGGAAUAUUAAUAGUUUUGUUUCUGUAGUGUUGAAAGUCCUCAAAAUUCUGUGUUACGGAGUUCUUUUUGUUGUAUUUUGUGUUGAUAACGGCUAAAUUGAAUGCUUUUUCGUGAUACAUGGUAACUGUUUUUACUUAUGAAUUCAGUGGCAAAAUGAUCAUGAUGGUUAAUUACAAACUGGGGGGGUCAUUGAGUUUAACAACAUUUUAUCUAUAAGUCACUCACUAAUAUUAACAUACUUUAUUGUUUAUUAAAAGAACAUGUGGCUACAAUAAGUGUUAAUAUCUGAUAAAUAAAGAGGUAAAUGGGAGUAAGGUUCCCUUUUUGAUGAGGCGGUAUGUGUAUUAUAUGUUAUGUAUAUUAUAUGUUAUGUAUAUUAUGUGUUAUGUGUAUUAUGCGUUGUAACUAAUUAUGUGUUUGCAUAAUUAAAGCACUUUUAUUCAUG